ACUGAUAAGCCGCUGGUAGUGUCGUUUCGUUCGGUUUAGCCGUUUAGGGUUUCUCGUGUCCAGCGUCUCAGCCUCUCUCUCUCUUCCCUUUCUCCUCUCACUCGCCUUUCCAACCCCGUCGCAGUGCCAGUCUGCCACCGCCCUUGCUUCGUUGGAAGGACCGAGAGAGGUUUCUGCUCUGCCGUCGCUGCUUCUUCUCCCCGCGCCGGAGGUUUGUCACCGCUCGCCGAAGCUCGUUUGUAUCGUUUCUGCUCUCUGAACUCUCGCCGUGAAUUCUGUCCUGCUUGAGUUUCUCCUCUCGUUGGAGCUCGUCGGCGUUGCUGAUUCUCGUCACCAUACUCGUUUCUAUGCUUCUUCUCGCUGAUUCUGCUCUGCUUUUACUUCUUGUUCUCGUCGCCGUCAGUUCAGAAUUCUGAGCAGCAGUGGUUUUGCUGGCAAUGGGAAAUUUGCUGUAGCUUCUAUUCCGCACUCUUGAUAGUAUAGUGAGAUGGAGGCUCAAAUUCAUCAAUUAGAGCAGGAAGCUUAUUCUGCUGUCUUACGUGCUUUCAAAGCACAAUCUGAUGCUCUUACUUGGGAGAAGGAAGGUUUGAUAACUGAGCUUAGGAAGGAGUUGAGGGUUUCUGACGAUGAACACAGAGAACUUCUUAAUAGGGUUAACGCUGAUGAAAUUAUCCACCGGAUACGUGAAUGGAGACAAACUGGACUUUACCAACCUGCAAGGCGCAGCACAUCUCAACCUAUUCAUGACGUUUUACCCAGUCCAAGUAUUUCUGCUCCCAAAAAGCUAAAGACAUCCCAUUCGGGUGGUCAAUCGUUGCCUACUCCGUCUUUGGGGAGGCCUGGGCCUUAUCCUUCUGCUGGAGCCACUGGGGCUAGGCAUUUCAUGAGCCGCAGCUCUUCGAAUGCUCUUGCAUCUAAUGUACCUUCCGAGGCCGCAGGUUUUGAUCCAUUGAUCGGGAAGAAAGUUUGGACUAGAUGGCCUGAAGACAACCACUUCUAUGAGGCUGUUAUAACUGAUUACAGUCAUACCGAUGGUCGGCAUGCUCUGGUUUAUGAUAUUCGUACGGCAAAUGAGACUUGGGAAUGGGUUGAUCUCAAAGAGAUCUCUCCUGAGGAUAUACGAUGGGAUGGUGAAGAUCCUGGUAUACACCGUAGAAUUGGAAGUAGUGGGCAAGGUCGUGGAGUUAAAAAGUUCUUUAGUCGUGGUGGUGAUUCUUUAGGCGCAGGAAGAGGGAGAGGACCUAAGCAGCUCAGAAAAGAAUUUCUCCCGCGACAAAAUGGUGUUGGAAAGAGAGUUUUGGAUGACAUUGAGUUGCUGAAUACAGAAUCACUAGUUAAAGAGGUUGAAAGGGUUUUCGCUGCAAGUCCUCCUGAUUCAGUGGAGCUUGAGAAGGCAAAGAAAAUGCUGAAAGAGCAUGAGCAGGCACUCGUGGACGCAAUUUCAAGGAUUGCAGAUGCAUCUGAAGGCCAAAGUGAGGGAGAACCGUACAUACAUGGACAAAUUGAAUCAAUGGACAGAGGUUGAAGACAGCACAGAAACUGGUUGCAUGUUGGAGCAAAAGUCUUUUGAACAUAAAUCUUUUUCUCGCAUGAAGUCUUGUGGCAAAAGUCAAAUUGUAUGCACUUGUAGGACUUUAGAUGGAUCGAGUAACCAAGAUGAUGAUGCUGAUGCACUUUGUCUAUCAUGUAUUUAUUUUAACCUUUCCCUGACACUUGUCACUGAAAGGUGCUUGUAUGUGCCAGUUUUGUCCUCAGUG
This is a messenger RNA of Arachis stenosperma, 1757 nucleotides long. RefSeq names its product protein EMSY-LIKE 1. Lineage: Eukaryota; Viridiplantae; Streptophyta; Magnoliopsida; Fabales; Fabaceae. The coding region runs from base 488 to 1525 and encodes 345 amino acids. The record is from RefSeq and is a predicted model, not a curated record. The transcript has 10 exons. Gene Ontology annotation, cellular component: nucleus. Gene Ontology annotation, biological process: defense response to fungus.